GAAAUUCCAUUGGGUUUAUGAAUAUGUUGUAAACAACUUAAUAAAAAGCAAGAAUUGAUUAAAAUUUUAAAGCACAAAUAACUUACCAAACCCGCUUCACUCAUUUUCGUUAGUUUCGUCGAGAUUGAAACACGAUAUGGAGGAUGAUGAUGUGCCAGCAUUAUCUGCAGAAACAUUUGCUGCACUUCAAGAGUUCUAUGCAGAACAGCAAAAACGGGAAGAGAUAAUUGGCAAGUUAGAUGCUAUUGGAAAAUUGAAAAAUGUUGUGUUUGAUGAAAACUGGCAACUAAGUCAAUUUUGGUACGACGAGAAGACAAUAGAGGAGAUGGUGAAAGUCGUAGAUGCCAGUGUGGCCAGUGGCGGGCGGGUGGCGCUCAUCUCCUGCCCAACACUCUUUGUGCCAGUAAAGACCAAGAUUGGGGAAAGAGCUACAGUUUCGCUCCUGGAGUUUGACACUAGGUUUGAAGUUCAUGCUCCGGAUUUCAUUUUCUAUGAUUACAAUUACCCUGAGAAGUUACCUCCGGACAUCGGGCAGUAUGACUUGGUGAUAGCUGAUCCACCAUUCUUGUCAGAAGAGUGUAUCGUUAAAACAUCACAGACUAUAAGGCGUUUAGCGAAAGAAAAGAUUGUUGUGUGCAGUGGAGCCAUAAUGAAACCACACAUAGAAAAAUUAUUAGAUCUCAAACUUUGUAACUUCCAGCCACACCAUAGAAACAAUUUAGCUAAUGAAUUCUCAUGUUAUGCCAACUUCGACCUGGAUAGUUUACUUGAAAAAGCUAAGUCUGGAAAUGAUAGUAGAUGAUAGUAAGUUAAUAUUUAUUACUUUGAAUAUAAAAUAUUCAUAACUACCAACCAAUGAAAACCUCUGUUUUCUUUAUUAUUUGAAUAAAAUUCUAUAUUUUGGGCAUUUGCCACUUAUAGUUUUUGUUUUGUAUGUAUGCACAAUAGACACAUAGCAUAAGAAUAGUGAGAUUUGUAUUGUUGGGAAAUUUAAAUAUUAAUUUUAAGUCAAUUGCACUAUAUGUAAACAUUUUAUUAGUUGAAAUUUUGGCUUAUAUCGAGUGCCGUCUCUGCGUAAAUUUACUCCAACUCUAAACCUUGUUUAUUAACAACACUAUAAGUUUAAUAUAACUAAUGUAAAAUGUGCAAUAAAACAACAUUCUAU
Diatraea saccharalis (sugarcane borer) is the source of this 1165-nucleotide messenger RNA. NCBI's taxonomy places the organism in Eukaryota, Metazoa, Arthropoda, Insecta, Lepidoptera, Crambidae. The record is from the annotation of a GenBank genome assembly.